AUGUGGAAUAUUAGGGGGGUAAAGUCCCGAGGGGCUUUCGAGAGGUUGAAGUUCUUAGUCGAAUUACAUAAAGUACGCCUUAUUUUACUGCAAGAGCCUUUUGUGGAUGAUGGAACAAUUGAAUCUUAUACAAGAAGGAUAGCUUAUGAUGGAUGCUAUGCAAAUGUAAAUGGCAAGAUUUGGUUUAUAUGGUCAUCAGAAGUAGAAGUGAGUAUUAUAGCAGAUGAAGAACAACAGGUAACUAUUGUUUAUGCUAAGAAUAAAGGACAUCUCAGAGCAACUUUAUGGAAAAGUUUAAAGAUAUGCAACAAUUACAUAAAUGGGCCUUGGUGCAUCACUGGAGAUUUCAAUGUGAUUAUGAGUUCUGAUGAAAAGAAGGGAGAAAACCCACAUAUAAUGGAGAAAAGCUGGGACUUCAUUGAAUGCAUGGAGGAGUGUGGAAUGGCAGAUGUUGGUUAUACCGCACCUAGAUUCACAUGGUGUAAUGCUAGAGAUAAAUGGAACAGAAUAUGGAAGAGGUUAGAUAGAGUAUUUGUGAACCAUGAGUGGACGUCAAAGACUUCAAGGUUCAAUGUAGAACACAUGGCUAGCACAGGUUCAGAUCAUACACCUAUGCUAGUUAAAUAUUCUACAACCGAAAAUGAGGGUAUCAAGUAUUUCAAAUUUUUCAAGUUCUGGACUGAACAACCUAACUUCAUAUCAGUUGUUUAG
This is a messenger RNA of Nicotiana tabacum (common tobacco), 711 nucleotides long. RefSeq lists its product as uncharacterized. Gene Ontology annotation, molecular function: catalytic activity. Lineage: Eukaryota; Viridiplantae; Streptophyta; Magnoliopsida; Solanales; Solanaceae. The record is from RefSeq and is a predicted model, not a curated record.